AUUUCCUUCUCCGCAAAUAAAGCUCGAGCAACUGAUCGCGAAAGUCGAUGAAAGCGCUUUCAAGUACUUGGCGUUACUGUCCGACCGCCGUUAUCCUGUGCAAAAGUAUUCUACUCGUAUUGCAAUCAUGCAUUGCAAAUCUUAAACUUAAUCUUUCUCUUAAGGUGCAUCAGCAUCACAAAUUUCAUGUCUCAUGCUGAGGGAAUUUGUCAUGCAUUUAUACGAGUGCGAUACUUUUGCAGUUCAUAGCCGUCGGGUGAACGCAACAAGGAGGGAGGUAGCACUGCAGUUGCAUGGAAGCACUUCUACUACGGAGAAUGGUGCAGAGGAUGUUGACGCAGGAGACGCAAGUCCCUCGUCAUUAAAUAUCGCCGGCGAGGAAAUUCGCUGGUGCGCGGCGGAGGAAGAUGAAAAUAGACCAACUUCUGGUCGAUCAGUCGCACAACAACUCCCACACUCGGUUUUGCUGGAGGAAUUUGCGAAUGGGCUGGAAGCAAAGCUUGGACGUGCCAAAGUAGUACACGACGACAGCAGAGCAGGUACGAGAGGACCUCCUGCAGGACCGCUACGACC
Amoebophrya sp. A120 is the source of this 573-nucleotide messenger RNA. The record is from the annotation of a GenBank genome assembly. Lineage: Eukaryota; Dinophyceae; Syndiniales; Amoebophryaceae.